Molecule: messenger RNA, 1560 nt
Organism: Fusarium proliferatum ET1
Lineage: Eukaryota; Fungi; Ascomycota; Sordariomycetes; Hypocreales; Nectriaceae
Exons: 1
Coding region: 1-1560 (519 amino acids)
Molecular function (GO): FMN binding; oxidoreductase activity
Source: RefSeq, a predicted model, not a curated record
AUGCCUCGCAUCCUUCGCUGGACCAUGAGCAGGCCGCAGAUCCUGUUCCUUUCAUGCAUUGGCUUCGCAGUCGCUCUAACUGCUAUGCUCUACGGAAACAUCAUCAAACCUUCGACUGUAACUUCUGUUUUCUCAAAGACCAUGUCCACGCGUCCCGUCGUCGUCGUCGGCUCCGGCCUCGCUGGUUUAUCAGCAUCGUACGAGGCUCUUCAGCGCGGGGCUCCAUCGGUUCAUCUUCUUGAUCGCGCGCCGAAGCCUGGCGGUAACAGCAUCAAGGCUUCAUCGGGUAUCAAUGGUGCGGGCACCAAGUACCAGCGCGCUGCUGGCUUGGAGAGCGACACACUUUUCUACAGCGACUCUGUCAGAUCGGCUGGGUCACGGUUCCAUCUCACACAACCUCCUGUCGAUCGCGAGGCUCUCAUCACAAAGCUCACCACCGAAUCAGCAGCCGCAGUCAACUGGCUUGUUGAUGAGAUCGGUGUAGAUCUCAGUGUCGUGGCACCUCUUGGCGGCCACAGCGUUGCUCGCACUCACCGUGGCGCUGGAAAGACACCGCCCGGAGCCGCCAUCAUCAUCGCUUUACUCAACAAACUCAAAGAGAAUGAGAAGUUCUCUAUUACUAACCUCGCUGAGGUCAAGGCACUACUUAAGGAGGGAAACGUUGUCAAGGGUGUCGAGUACGAAUUUGAAGGGAAGAAGCAUAACCUGGAGGGAUCCGUCUUGUUCGCCAGUGGUGGUUUCGCUGGAGAUGCCACAGGUCUUCUGGCGCGCUAUCGCCCUGACCUCAAGGGUAUUCCUUCGACGAACGAGGAGAGGCCGGGUUCUCACGAUAUUCUCACCGCUGUGGGAGCUGAGCUGUUAGAUAUGGACAGCGUACAAAUUCACCCAACAGGCUUCGUUGAUCCUGCGACGCCCAACUCCAUGCUCAAGUUUCUCGCAGCCGAGAUGCUCCGUGGCGAAGGCGGUAUUCUUCUUUCACCUGAGGGCUCUCGCUUUGUUAACGAGAUGGAUACUCGUGAGCAUGUCAGCAACGCUAUCAUGAAGCUACCAACUGCCACCGAUGGCGACGGUGUUAUCAAGCAAUGGGAUAUUACUAUUCUUCUUGACCCUGGUGCCUCUGCUGCAUCGGCUAACCACAUUGGCUUCUAUGAGUGGAAGGGCCUCCUCAAGAAGGUCAAGGUGCGCGAUCUCAAGCCUUCUCAGAUUGCCGCUGUGGAUAAAUAUGCCAAGGCUGUCGCUGAUCUCACAGACGAUGAGUUCGGCCGCAAGCAAAGGGGACGUUGGACACUCAAGGCUGGAGAGGGAAAUCGCGAUGAGGAUAUUUAUAUCGGCCGCGUAACGCCUAUCACACAUUUCACCAUGGGGGGAGUCGCCAUUGAUCAGAAGGCCCGUGUAUUGACGAAGAGUGAGGAUAAGCUUGUGCCUAUUCCUGGCCUUUUUGCUGCUGGUGAGAUUACAGGAGGUAUUCAUGGAGAUAAUCGCCUGGGAGGUUCCUCUUUAUUGGAGUGUGUGGUUUAUGGAAGGACAGCCGGUGCUGAAGUUGUUGGUUCGGCUCAAUAA